AAGUCCCUAUUUUCUCAUCUGAUUGGGCGCGCGACACGGAAACAGUCCAUGCAUGAUAAUGUGUUCACACUCGAACGCGUCUGUUGUCAACUACAGACUGUAGUAACAGCUCACUAAGUCAGAACAAGGAGUAGCUUCUCGCGGCCAGAAAGUUGCUCAAUUUCUUCGCGGAUUCAACUAAAAGCAAAGAAAAGUGUGCUUUUUAGGCAUCUCUACAUCGUUUCAAAAUGGAUCAAACUGGAGGAUCUUCGGUGGCUCGCCAUUUCGGAGUAUGGGACUAUGUCGUGUUCGGCGUCAUGCUCCUCGUGUCGGCUCUCAUCGGCAUCUUCUCGGCGUUUUCCGGAGGUCGACAACGGACUGCGGAAGAGUUCCUGGUCGGUGAUCGGAAGAUGAGCAUCAUCCCCGUCGCCAUGUCCAUCACCGUGAGCUAUAUCUCGGCCGUAUCCGUCAUCGGGACACCCGCCGAGAUCUACAUCUACGGGACCAUGUUUACAUGGGUUUUGGUGACGUAUGUGUUGGCAAAUAUCCUUCUCUGUCGGCUUUUCCUACCCAUCUACUUCAGAAUUCGCAUCAUUAGUGUUUAUAAGUAUUUGGAGCUGCGUUUUAAUCGAGAAUUAAGGCGGUGUGUGACUCUCAUUUUCUCCGUUCAGACGGUGCUUUAUAUGGGGAUUGUAAUGUAUGCACCGGCACUUACUUUGAACGCAGUAACGGGCUUUAGUCUUUGGGCCUGUGUCCUGUCUACUGGAGUCGUCUGCAUCUUCUAUACUACAGUGGGCGGUAUAAAGGCAGUUCUAUGGACAGAUACACUGCAGGCGGUAGUCAUCAUGAUCGGCAUCAUUGCCUUCAUCAUCAAAGGAACCAUGGAAGUCGGCGGUCUCGAGAAAGUCUGGGAAAUCACAAAGGAGGGGAACCGAGUCCACUUUCGCGAGAUAAGUGCUGAUCCCAGGGUUCUCUAUAGCGUCUGGAGUAUGUUGGUCGGUUAUACCUCAUGGAAUCUCGCUACUGGUGCGGGGCAAGUAGUCGUUCAGAGGAUGCUGACUUGUGGAUCACUGAAAAAGGCAACGCAUGCUAUCAUCUUGGCAACCAUCACCAAAGUUUUCGUCAUAUUUAUCUGCAUUUUCUCUGGCGUGGUGAUGUACGCCUACUACGUGAACUGUGACCCCUUAACGCAUGGCGUAGUAACAAACAAGGAUCAAAUUAUGCCACUGAUGGUGAUGGAGUUGUUCGCUGAAAUGCCCGGCUUACCAGGCCUCUUUCUCUCUGCAGUGGUUAGCGCUUCACUUAGCACUCUUUCAUCAGGCAUCAAUUCUCUAGCCGCCGUGGCAGCUGAAGACGGCGUGAAAGCCAUGUGGCCAAACAUGCGACCCCAAACCUACGUCAAGAUAACUAAGAUGUUGGCUCUGGGAUACGGUAUUCUAGCCAUUGGAUUCGCAUUUCUAGCAAGCGUACUCGGGCAAGGAAUCUUGCAGCUCGUACUGAGUAUUGACGGAGUUUUCACUGGAUGCACUAUGGGUGUUUUCAUCCUAGGUAUUUUCAUGCAUCGCUGCAAUUACAAGGGGGCUAUCGCUGGGUUGGUAUGCAGUAUCCUCUUUAACAUUUGGUUAAAGGUCGGCGCCAUUCUUUACCCCUCUACCAGAGGUCAAUAUCCCCUCUCGGUGGAGGGAUGUGAGAGUUUUAACUCAACGAAUUCAAUGUACACUGACGCAACGACUGAUGCGUCAAUGUAUACUGACGCAACGGCUGAUCCUGGCUAUUCAUUAGUUACGCCAACAGCGAUGGGGGUAGACCCUCCGCACAGACCGCCGAUAACUAACCUGUAUGCAAUCUCCUUUCUGUACUACACACCCAUCGGCGCCUUGGUCUGUGUUACGGUUGGGAUGAUUGUUAGUCGAAUAACUGGUUUCACUGAUCCCGAUUCGGUUGAUGCUCGAUUGAAGUAUAACAUCACAGACGCCGUCUUCUGUUGUUUGCCUGAAUCCCUUAAGAAAUGGAUACGCUGUGGUGUAGAAAAAAUAAACUACCAAGAUGAUGUCGAUGAUGGGGACAAAGUCAUCGUUGUACAACAGUCGCCAAAUGAGCUACGGGAUGUCUACUCGAAAAUAAGCCUGCAAGACAUCAACGCCAAUAGUCAUGCUGCAGAACCACCUGUCGAAACCAAAGAAACGCAUCAAUAG
This is a messenger RNA of Strongylocentrotus purpuratus (purple sea urchin), 2174 nucleotides long. Its product is annotated as sodium-coupled monocarboxylate transporter 2-like. The record is from RefSeq and is a predicted model, not a curated record. The transcript is spliced from 15 exons. Lineage: Eukaryota; Metazoa; Echinodermata; Echinoidea; Camarodonta; Strongylocentrotidae. The coding region runs from base 228 to 2174 and encodes 648 amino acids. Gene Ontology annotation, biological process: transmembrane transport; sodium ion transport. Gene Ontology annotation, molecular function: symporter activity. Gene Ontology annotation, cellular component: membrane.